AUGUCUGGCACUCUCAAUUUGAACGAGGUCAUGUACUCCGAUCCCGACAAGGCAGAGCAACCCAUUCCAGUGGCUCUGCGCCUGUGGAAACCACCAGUUUCCACUCAGUGUUAUCGGAGUGGACUCGUCAUUCCAUCAUGGAAGGAAAGAUGUAAUGUUUUACAGUGUACAAUCCCCAAGCCUCUGGCGGCCGGUAUUCAGCCUGCCAUCAUCGAGAUGGGGACAGUUAUGAGAGACAGCCACCAGAGCCUCCGCAGGUCUCUACAACGUGAGGAGGUAAUGUGGACCCCGGCCGCAGGAAGUGGUUGCGAAACCACCUGGCCAACGCAGCUUCUGAUGCCCUCCAUCAUCAACUUCACCAGUGGCAAGUGUACGAGCAUUUCUUGUGCUUGGUGCUCUGCCCCUAUGAACUGCCUCAAGUGCCCGAGGAAGGAUGAUGGCACGCCUUGCACUGAGACGUGUGCAAGCUCGCUUCUUAUUUCUGCCGUGGACUACUUCAAGAUGCAAGAGAGGAUGAAGUUGAUGGAGCAGGAUACUGAUGCAUCCAACAAGCUCACUAGCAUCGCAUGUGUCUACAUGUGCUGCAAGUGUGUUCGUGAGACGAGGUUUUGUCAGAUCUUCAGGUAUCUUGGUGGAUUUGCACGUAAGUACAAGAUGAAGGACAACAUCAUGGUUGGAAGCCAUCACUUGGUCUACAACCCCAUUUCUCGUGGCUGUGUUGCAUGUACGCUCAGUGACGACAAGAUUGUCAACAACCCGAAAGAUGUGAUCAUCUGGCCCGGUAUGACAUGCAUCGGCUAUUCCGAAAUGGACAGCAACAUCCCUGGGCUCAUUGGCCAGCACUACAAGCACUACAACAGUGCACUCAAGCUGUUGGUCAAUGGUGGGACCUUUGCUGACGUCAUGCGGUACGUGUCGAAUCAAGCCAAGGUUCCGCGCACCCGUCGCGCACACUCUGACGCUCUCAGGUGGCUGAUACUGGAUCAAUCCCACAUGUUUACGGAUGAUGAGCUGUUGAACCCUCCCUCGGAUGACACCAGAGUGUCUUUCAAGAGCAAGCGCAAGAGGAAUGAUGGUCGUCGAUGUUGA
Messenger RNA from Guillardia theta CCMP2712, 1089 nucleotides. RefSeq lists its product as hypothetical. The coding region runs from base 1 to 1089 and encodes 362 amino acids. The transcript has a single exon. NCBI's taxonomy places the organism in Eukaryota, Cryptophyceae, Pyrenomonadales, Geminigeraceae. The record is from RefSeq and is a predicted model, not a curated record.